AUGGAAUAUAGCCAAAAUGCUAAAAAUCUGUCUUAUACCCCUUCCGUUUAUUCAACCUCCCAUUUAUACCAUACAAACUCGAGUCAAAAAUUUAACAUCUCCUGCUUAUCUCAACCAUUCCCACAUAUACCAAAUAGCCAAAAUGUCUAUAUACUUCCCCUUCUUAUCCAUUUUUAUACUUCCCCUUCAUAUCCAUUUAUCCCAGAUAUGUUCUCACAGCUCUUAGUUAUCCUCUUUCAAGAAAGUUUUGAAAUUUGGGAUAAAAUGUCUCAAAAUAAAAAAUUUUUAAUUUUUUAA
Molecule: messenger RNA, 297 nt
Organism: Meloidogyne enterolobii
Lineage: Eukaryota; Metazoa; Nematoda; Chromadorea; Rhabditida; Meloidogynidae
Source: the annotation of a GenBank genome assembly